AUGCAUAGAAUAUUCAAGCUAAUCCAGUUAUGCUGCGCAGAUCACGGGCAAGCUGACGAAGAUUCCUCUUCACAGCCAAAACACAUAAACCAAUCAUUAGAUAUUACAAGUAAUCCGGCAGAAAAACUUGAUUUACCAGUCAUUGAAAAAAACGAAAUGUCAGGAGAUGAGACAGCUUUAGCACCUGUAGCUCCUGAAUUAAUGAACGUUAAGAAAAAAAAGCAUAAAAAAAUAUUCACAAUCAUACUGAACUUCUAUAAUUUCAAUUCUAGCUAUUGUAAGAAAAUAAAUCAUGGCUCAUAUAAAAGUACACAAUUAUUGAAGCAUGAAUAUCAAAGAAAGACAAUGUAAAAAAAUCAAGCCACAGUAAUGGAGGCGCAACACCAAUUUCAAGACCUCCUGAAGAAUCAAAAGUACCAUUGCCUCCUGCCGAGAAGAAGCCUUUGAAAGGAAUUUUGAAAAAACCAAAAAUUUAG
Blepharisma stoltei is the source of this 476-nucleotide messenger RNA. NCBI's taxonomy places the organism in Eukaryota, Ciliophora, Heterotrichea, Heterotrichida, Blepharismidae. The record is from the annotation of a GenBank genome assembly.